AUGACACGAAUCGCCACGCAACGGCUGUUCGCGGCAUCGCCGUGCCUGCGGGCUGCGGCAUUUGUGCAAGCUAACCAUCGCCCCCUCUCCCGCCACGCGCGGCACGCGAGCUCCCUUCCCACGGUCGCUCAGCUGGACUUCUGGAAGUCCCUCAUCCCGAAGCCGUUUCGGUCAGAGGAGAAGCUCCGCGAUGACCCCAUGAUCAAGCGGGUCAAGUCGAAGAGGAAGAAGGAGUGGAACCCGGCGACCUUUUACAUUGUCAUCUUUUUGCUCAUCGGCUCCAUGUCCAUCAACAUGCUGUCGACGAAGCAGGCGUUUGAGGCCUUCUCGCGCCAAGCAGAUGUGCGCAUCAGCGUUCUACGGGAGGUUGUUGAGAAGCUGCAAAGGGGUGAGACGGUUGAUGUGGAAAAGGCAUUGGGCACCGGCGACCCUCAGAAGGAGCUGGACUGGGAAGAGAUGCUGAAAGAGAUCGAGCGCGAGGACGUGUCCCGUCAAAAGAAGCAGGAAAAGGCGCGGCAGGCGGAGGCCGCAGCAAAGAGCAAGGCCGAGGCGAUUGCGGCGCGGCAACCGACGGCGGCACCCGAGGCUGUCAAGACGCCGGCACGGGGCAUGUCGAGCUUUUUCUAG
Messenger RNA from Colletotrichum spaethianum, 627 nucleotides. RefSeq lists its product as uncharacterized. The record is from RefSeq and is a predicted model, not a curated record. Lineage: Eukaryota; Fungi; Ascomycota; Sordariomycetes; Glomerellales; Glomerellaceae. The coding region runs from base 1 to 627 and encodes 208 amino acids. The transcript is spliced from 2 exons.